This is a messenger RNA of Plasmodium gallinaceum, 1290 nucleotides long. Its product is annotated as conserved Plasmodium protein, unknown function. The record is from RefSeq and is a predicted model, not a curated record. The transcript has a single exon. NCBI's taxonomy places the organism in Eukaryota, Apicomplexa, Aconoidasida, Haemosporida, Plasmodiidae. The coding region runs from base 1 to 1290 and encodes 429 amino acids.
AUGUAUAUUAUACCUGAAUGUUGUAUAUGUAGAUUAAGUUUAAAAAAUAAUUUAUGUAUAGAAAAAAAUUGUGGUAAUAUAUUUCAUUAUGAAUGUAUGAAGAAGUGGAUUGCUUUUCAAAAAUCUUGUCCACUUUGCAAAUCAACCUGUUAUAAAAAAAAUUUGUUAUCUAUUCAUUAUGAGAUUAGUGAAGAAAACAAAAUACUAAUUGAUGAUAAUAUUAUAAAUAAGAGUAAAAAUGAAUUAUACGAAGAUUUAAAAAAAUAUGAAUCAGAAUUAAUUAAAAUUCAAAAUGAAAAUGAGAAGUAUUCAUUAGAAAUUUUAACCUUAACAAACAAAAAUAAAAUUUUAACUGAAACCAUAAGUAAAAAUAAUGCAAAAAUAAAUGAAGAAAAAUAUGAAAAAUUAAAAUUAAAAGAAUUAAAAGAUGAAUAUCUUAAAGAGAAAAUAAUUCUAACAACUAAAAUUGAAGAAUAUGAUAAAGAAUUAAAAAAGUAUAAGUUAAUUGAAAAGUAUCUGGAUGACUUAAAUAAGGAAGAUUUAAAUAAAAUAAAUUUAUUAUUUGGUUUUAAUGUAUUAUCAUUUGAUGAACAAAGAAAUGUAAUUUUAAAUUAUAUAAAAAAUAGUUUAAAUAUACAGAAAAAAAAUGAAUCAGUUAUUAAAGAAUUAAAAGAAAACAUUAGUGAAAAAGAUAAUGAAAUUAUAAGCUUAAAAGAAAAGUUAUAUAAAUAUAAACUUAAUAAUGAUAUUAUAGAUAGUAACGAAAAUAAUUUAUCAAAUGAUAAAAAUGACUCAAAAUCAAUCAAAAUUAAAAAUAAAACAAUUAGAAGAGUUGCAACAUUAGAAUCUAGAAAUAAAAAUAAUAGAAAUAAUAAUCUUUCUUUUUAUUCUAAAUCAAAAACAAGCGAUAAGACAAUUAAUAAUAAUUUUGAUUUUAUCAGUUUUAUUGAUAAAAAAAUAAAUAGUUCAAAUAGUCCGGAGAAAAUUAAUUUAACUCCGAAAAAAAUGAAAUUUCAUUCUAUUGAAGUAGAUCUGCUUAGAAAUAAAUCAAUUGAUAAAAUUUUUAAUAAUCAUAUUGAUAAAUAUGAUGAUAAAACUGAAGAAACAUUUAAAAAAUACUCAAAAGAAAUAGAAGAAAAUCAUAUAGAUAAUUCAGAGAGAACCACCAAAUUGAUAGCAAGUUCUCCUUCAUUAAAAACUUUUAAUAACUUUAAAAUCACUAAAAGUAGAAAGAGAAAAUCUUUAAAUCUACAAUCAACUAAAAUUACUGAUUUUUUUAGAAGAAUAUAG